Messenger RNA from Caenorhabditis briggsae, 2439 nucleotides. The transcript is spliced from 14 exons. Gene Ontology annotation, cellular component: Cul2-RING ubiquitin ligase complex. The record is from RefSeq and is a predicted model, not a curated record. Bases 1 to 2439 code for a protein of 812 amino acids. NCBI's taxonomy places the organism in Eukaryota, Metazoa, Nematoda, Chromadorea, Rhabditida, Rhabditidae.
AUGUAUUCUCAGGCUACUAUUCCUUCGAUAUUUUUGUUUGCUACUCUUUUAUCAAUCGCUUUUUGUGCUGAUAUCGAUUUUGCCCUAAUCUGUGACAAAGGCUACCGAGUGUCGGCUAUCAAACGUGCUAAAACUGCCUAUAGCCUUUUGGGCAGUCUUACUGUAGAAUGUGAGCAGAUUGCACUUGGAGAGAGCACCAAUUGUGCUCCACAACAGAGUGUUCCAAAGUGUACUGGGUUGUUGGAAGGAUGCACCGGUAACACUUGGCUCGGCGGCUUCCAUGUCUACUUGUUGGAAAACACAACUCAGGCGGCAGUGCUUGACCCAGUUUGCUGUUCAUCGCCAUCUGUCCAAAUCGAUUCAGGAUCAUGUAUAAAUGAUCAGUUGAACACUGGAACUCACGACUUUUCACACUCGAUUGUGGCGGAUUUGGUCUACCGUGGAUGGCAAUGUUGGCAUCAAUACGACAAGAAAGCGAAAUUGGUGGAUUUAUUAUGGAAAACUGAAAUCUGUCCAUUCCAAUCGUCUGAUUUUCCAGUAAUCACUAGGAAAACCGAUUGUGAGGAGUGUUCAUGUGAAUGUGGAAUUGAGCAGUGCUCCAAUGGUGCCAGUCCUGUCAAAAUUCAUCCCGCUUCAAACAUGGUAAUCCCUACCUUGUUCCAACUGGCCUCCAAAGCGGUUGCCCAAGGAAUUGAUGAUAGGAAAAUCAAAAUGAAAUUUAUUCUCGACACUGAAUCCAGCAAUGCGGUAUUUCGAGAACUUCUGAACUUGUAUCCAGAACAUAUUCGAAGUCUAAAGGAGCUUAGAAAUCGAUUGAAAGUGGAUAAAAUGGACUUGAGGAAGUGUCGAAUUGAUAAAGAAGAUGUUCCGAACAUACAAACUUCCAAUUUGAGGUCACUGACUCUUGGGGAAUUGAGCCAGUUGAGAGACGAGUUUCCGGAUUGGUAUGAUGGAAGUAACAAAAGUAUUAACAUAGUGCGUCUUUUACAUAGGCUGAUGAAUAGGAACUCGCGAAAGAUGAUGACUCAUUUGGGAAUUUCUGGAAAGCAAGAGUUUGGGAUGAGCUGGGAGAAACAUAUCACCAAACUUCUUCCCAAUCUUCUAAGCAUCGAAAUUAGCUCCAAAAUCUUUCAUGAGAGAUUUCAAUUCUCAAAAUUCUGUAUUGCAUUUCCAAACCUUCAAGUUCUAGACAUCUCUUUUACAACAGGUCUGACUAAUUUGAAAGGAAUAAAACAACUCAAAAAUUUACAAAAACUGACGAUGCGUGAUGUAAGACUCAAAGACAAAGAAGAUGGUUACCGAGAAUUGUCUGAAUUAAAACAUUUGAAGUAUUUGGAUGUAUCAAGUAAAAUAAAACCUACUGGGUACGCCUACAAUCCCCAUCGGAUAAUUGCAGCGCUUUUGGCGGACAAGGUUCGAAUGCAAAGUUUAGAGUUUGUGAAUUGUUCUAUGACAUCUGUCAUGGAGCACGAGCUUCGAGGGUUCAUUCAGAAUCAUCCGAAACUGGAGGCUGUGGUAGCUAUAGACACGGAAUGUGAAAAGGGUUCAAUUCAUGAAAUCAAUGUUCUCAAUAAUAGCUCAGUGGAAAACAUCAUCAAAUCUUUAGAAUACACUCUUUUGACAAACAAUGAAGCGCUCUCCAAACACUGCAUGUUCCACAUUUUCAAGUUGUUUGAAUCGGAUCACGAAAAACUUCAAGAUUCUGAAAUUGACGAUUGCUUGAAAACAUUGUGUCAUGUUCUACGACAUGGAUCCAAGGAAAACUCGGUGGUUAAAUACUCGGCGUUUCACAUUUUCGCAGAAGCGAAAUUCUUUGAAACCAAUCGCUUCAUCGCUUUUUUCUCAUCCGAGGUUCCAGCGAUCACGACACUCUUUUACCGAACAGGUCGCUCGAUGAAAUAUAAAUGGGUGACAAAAUAUGUUUUCCCAUUGUUGGUAAAAAUAUUCGAGCGUACAGUGAAUUCAGUGACACUUGGAAGAUUAAUCCCAACCAAACAUUUGAACUUUUUAAUGGAAGAAACGAUUUCAAUGAUUGCCGACCGACAUGCCACUCCUCGACAAGGCCUUAGGAUUUUGGAAAAAUCGGAUCGUUUGAUGAGCUGGGAGCAAUAUCAAGUUAUCUCUCGAGAUUCUGAAAUGAUCGUAAAGUUGUUUAAAUUGGUUGACGAUUCACACUUCUACUACUACGAGAGAAUCAUCGAUCUGGCGUCGAAGUUCAUGCAAAAAGGGAAUUCGGAUGAUUACGACUACAACUACGUACGAAAAUUCAAUCUUGUGUUACAAUAUUUCAAAGAAGUUCCCCAACUGAGAGUUUUGAAAGUUUUGAGACAUCUGACUGGUAUGAUGAGUGAAAAUCAAUUGAAAGAAUGCUACACGGAAGAAGUUUUGGAGAAUUUGAUAGCAUACCAAAUAGCUAAAAAACUUCAUUUCUGUAGUUGA